Molecule: messenger RNA, 2659 nt
Organism: Octopus sinensis (East Asian common octopus)
Lineage: Eukaryota; Metazoa; Mollusca; Cephalopoda; Octopoda; Octopodidae
Product: regulator of nonsense transcripts 3A
Exons: 12
Coding region: 34-2316 (760 amino acids)
Biological process (GO): nuclear-transcribed mRNA catabolic process, nonsense-mediated decay; positive regulation of translation
Cellular component (GO): cytoplasm; nucleolus
Molecular function (GO): mRNA binding
Source: RefSeq, a predicted model, not a curated record
UUCUGCCCGUAUCUCCUAGAGUAUGAUUUACAAAUGACGGCCAGAAUACGUAGAUCGAGUCAGGACUCUAAGUGUGAACAUAAACAAUCGAAAAUGGUGGAGAAGAAGUGUAUAGACGAACGAAAAAAAGACAGAGAUCAACCUCCCACCAAGGUUGUUAUCCGACGCUUACCACCAUCUCUUUCACCUGAGAUAUUCCUGGAACAAAUUUUGCCACUCCCUGCUUAUGAUUAUUUCUAUUAUGUGAAGGCAGAUAUGAGUCUUGGCGUGAAUGCUUUUACUCGAGCUUACAUCAAUUUUCCUUGUGCAGAGGAUAUUUGCACAUUUAAAGAUAAAUUUGAUGGAUAUGUUUUUGUGGACAAAAAAGGCAAUGAAUAUCCAGCGGUGGUAGAAUUUGCUCCAUUCCAGAAAGUUCCCAAGAAAAAAAUGAGGAAAGCAGAUACCAAAAAAGGAACUAUAGACCAAGAUUCUGAAUUCCAAAAGUUUGUUGAAAAUAUAAAGAAUCCUCAUUCUGAACCAACUGUACCAAUUGAAUCUUAUUUGGAAGAACUGGAAAAUAAAAGAAAAGAGCUAAAAGCCAAUCAUGGUGUACCCAAGAUGACAACUCCAUUAAUUGAAUUCAUUAAGCGUAAACGAGAAGAAAAGAAAGCCAGUUUACAAAGGCAGAGAGAAGACCGGAAGAAGCGAGAACAAGAACGAAGAAAGGCAAGAGAUGAAGAGAAACGACGUCGGAAAGAGAAAGAGAAGAGAGAUAAAGAAAAACUGAAAGAAAAAGAACUGAAGAAAGAUGAGCAACCUAUCAAGCUUUUAAAGAACCCUGAACGAGAAAUGGAGAAACAAAAGGAUGAAUGUGAUUUAAUACGGUGCAAAGAUGAAUUGGAUAAACCCAUAAAAGAGAGAGAAAAACUCCGCUUUUCAAAAGAAAACCGUGAGAAAAUCAAAAUAGAUCGGCAAGGUCAAGAUAGGCUUAAGACUGGAAGAGAGGGUCGUUUUGGUGAGCGUAACAAGUAUUCCAAAGAUGACCGAAUAAACGAUAAAUCUGACAGUAAGUUUAAGACUAUUAAAGAUGACCGAUGUAUGGACAAAAGCAAGAACAGAGAUGAUAAAGCUGAUCGGCCGAAGUCAAACAGGGACAAAUAUGGUCAUGACCGCAACAAAUGUUACCAAGCUAAUGGCAACAACAACAACAGUAACAAUUGUCGUGAUGAUAAGAAGUCAAGACAUGACAAACAGUCCAAACAUGAGAGACAGGACAAGUUUGAUCGUAUCGAAAGACAGGACAAGUUUGAGCGCCAUGAGAAGGCGGACAAGUUUGAGCGUCACGAGAAGCCGGACAAGUUUGAGCGCCAUGAGAAGCCGGACAAAUUUGAGCGCUAUGAGAAGCCAGACAAAUUUGAGCGACAUGAGAAAACAGAGAAAUUUGAACGCCAUGAGAAAGCUGACAAGUUUGAACGCCAUGAGAAAGCUGACAAGUUUGAACGCCAUGAGAAAGCUGACAAGUUUGAGCGCCAUGAGAAAGCUGACAAGUUUGAGCGCCAUGAGAAAGCAGACAAGUUUGAGCGCCAUGAGAAGCCAGACCGUUCAGAGAAAUUAGAGAAACCAGAACGUACUGAGAAACAAGAGACUGAUGAUUUUGAUAAAUAUCUUCAUGAUAAGAAAAACUUCAACAAGAUUGAUAAAUCAGAAAAAUCCAAAGUGGAAAACGGCAGCUCGUUUCCUCCAGCAUCAGAGAGUGGUGCCAAAGAGCUAAGUGUUAGCCCUUACAGUGCUGAUGAAUCAAUGAAACCAGGUAAAAUGAGUGAGGUCAAUAAAAGUACUGGUGAUUGUUGCAACUUCGAGCCAGUUAGAGGUGACAAACAGGAGCCACGCAAGAAGAAGAAGGAGCGGCCUGAAAGAGCCUUGUACGACCCACGCAAAGCCUUGGAAAGACGCCAGCAGUCAGAAACGGCUCGAAUGCAGUAUCAUGAGAAAGGAAAUAAUAACACAGAUAAAGGAGGAAACAUUUCUGAAACUAAGGCAGGAAGCCAAGAAAAAGUUUUACCUGAACGUCGUGAGAGAAAUUCUUCUCAUGACAAGAAUAAGGGUAACUUAGAUAAGAACCGGGUAGAUAACAAUAAGACUAACUCUGAAAAAGUCUCAUACUCUAAAGGUGGUUACAACAUAGAUAAAGCGGCUGCAAACAAAGGCAGUGCAGAAGUGGCUUCUCUGUCCAGCAUUGCUGCUAGUAUGGAAGGUGGAGUUUCUGCUGAAAACUCCAUUCCUACAGAGGUUAGCAGUCACAUCAUUGAGGAGAGCAGGUGCCAUGUUGAGGAGUGAAAGUUCAAUGAAUGGUUAAUUCCAACCAUGAUAAAUAAAGUACAUGAAUUGUUCACUGCCAUUUACAGCUACUGAACAUCUGUUGCAUCCUGCUGCACAAUAGCAGGUUACAGUGAAGUGUUGUUCAUGGCCCAAUAUAUGGUGAGAGAGUGUCAAGUUGCACAUUGACCAUACAGACAGACCUGAGUGGAUGAUACUGAAUUCUUGGGUUUAACUAUUCUGAUAAAGGAAUUUUGCUGGGGAAUGUCAAAUACUUCUGUCCUCCCAUCUUCAGACACACUAAGUAUUUUUGUUCUCCCUUUUCAUUUGAAGGAAUAUUUAAUAAAUUCUUAAACAAACUCUG